Halichondria panicea is the source of this 1980-nucleotide messenger RNA. RefSeq lists its product as uncharacterized. The coding region runs from base 10 to 1473 and encodes 487 amino acids. The record is from RefSeq and is a predicted model, not a curated record. The transcript has 4 exons. NCBI's taxonomy places the organism in Eukaryota, Metazoa, Porifera, Demospongiae, Suberitida, Halichondriidae.
ACUACAAGUAUGUACAAGCUUGCUCUCUUGAUGCUCCUAUACAGCCUAGGGGGAAAAGGGAUAGGAGAGUUGUUGAAUAAGAUGCAAUACAUCAUUUGCUUACCGGCUUUGCUCUACUGUCAGACUAAUGCUCAGCAAUGUCUUCGUGCAACUAAUGGUGAAAGGGAUCUACCAAACUUGAUCAGGCCAGGAGGUAAUAGCGUGCCACGGUUUGAGGUCAACCCAAUCCAAGCUAUCAUCACCAGCUACAGGUUUGACUGCUAUGGAGUGGUCACCGAGUGGAGAGCAAUUGUGCAGGGAAGUGGUAGUUCCUUCGUUGAUACUUACACUAUGUCCUUCCAAGUGUGGAGACCCAACUCUCCCUCACCCGUGGACACUGAUGGCUGCUACACUAUGCAAGGCACUAACCAUUUCCCAUCCAUUCCACUGUCUGAUCCUAACACUGCUGACAUAGGAAUAGUGACUGGGAUACCACCAGAGAGUGAGAGGAUUGAGGUCCAACCAGGAGAUGUGGUCGGGUUUUAUCUGGAGAAUAGUAGAGCUAAUACUCGUGAUGGUAUCCAGUUUGCUAGAGAUAUUAACAACACAAGUCCGUACACUGACGAGAGAGUUUGGUUUGCUACUGGUUCACUGACUCCUCGCCCUGAGGCAACUUGCAUGUAUCCUGUCGGCUCAUCUGGUCUACUCAGGUCCUCCACUAACCUAGCUCCACUCAUCACAGUAACUGUUUUAAACACGAGCUGCGUAACAACUGCAAGGACAACUGAUGCCACUGUAACCUCUACAACCACAGCUAUAGUACCACCAACCAUACACACCUCACCCACACCCUCACAAGCCACUGACACGACAACAGACGGUAACUCAGGUCCUAUUACAGCAGCUGACGAUAUUGGACUCUAUGUGGGAAUAGCAGUACCAGUUGGUUUAGUAACAAUUGCUGUAACAAUAAUAUUGAUUCUAUUGUGGUUUGUCAUACACAAGAGAAGAGCCAAACAACACAAGCAAUCAAUAAUUAGCUCUGGAAAAGAGGUCCCUUCAACUCAAGAGCCCCUCUAUACUACCAUCAAGAAAUCAACUGACUCAAACAGCAACCUAACUCAGAGCAAAGCCUAUAGGAAUACAACCGAUAAUGACUACUACGUGAACGAGGGAAUGGGAGGGAUAAAUGAAGUAACCAUGGAAACAAACGAAGCAUACGGCACAACCAAGCAACCACAGAUGGCCCAGCUAACCUACGACUAUAUUGCCAAUCCUUUAGCUGUAUCACAUGAUCCACCCACGAUACAAAACCAGGCCUAUGGUACCACUGCAGAAGUGGCAAUGGAUAAGAUAAGAAAUGAAACCUACGUUGGAGUGAGACAGUCAAGUUCUGACAAUGACCCCUCAAUACCCACCACAGAGAAUGAGGCAUACACUAGUGUGACUGCUAACACCAAGCCUGAAGAUGCUUAUGACUAUGUUAAACCAUAAAUUAACUUUUACGGAUGUAACGUGUAUCGAAAAUUGUCGGUACCCGCAGAUUUAAUUAAUGAACCAAGGAACAUAAUUAUAGAUUAACUGCUGUUAUUUUCAUGUACUAUAACUCAACCUACAUGUAAUAAUUCGUAUAGCAUGCGAUGUAAAUAACGUAUGGAAUGUAAGCCAGUCAGAUUAACUACCGUACGUAUAUUACUACAAUGUUUAGUGAGAAUCAAUAUGUGUGUAUACCGUAAAGCGGGUAAUUUCCGAGGGUCAAAACAUUCAUGGUUGAGCAAUAUUUAGUCAGUCCGUGGGUUAAUGUCCUGGCUGUGUGUGCAUGGUAAAGGUGACCUUCAUUCGUGAGUAAACUAUUCCUGAUCAGAGUUUCAACCACGAAGCCCACGUGAUUACCCCCUAUACAGUGUAUACCCAGCACCACAUUCAGUGUAAGUAGAUUGCAAAGUGAAUGGAAACUGUGGUCCACGUGACAGUAUCAGAUGCAAACCCCUUCUUUUUAAU